Emiliania huxleyi CCMP1516 is the source of this 978-nucleotide messenger RNA. RefSeq lists its product as hypothetical. The coding region runs from base 1 to 978 and encodes 325 amino acids. The transcript is spliced from 2 exons. The record is from RefSeq and is a predicted model, not a curated record. Gene Ontology annotation, biological process: double-strand break repair via homologous recombination. Lineage: Eukaryota; Haptophyta; Isochrysidales; Noelaerhabdaceae. Gene Ontology annotation, cellular component: Rad51B-Rad51C-Rad51D-XRCC2 complex. Gene Ontology annotation, molecular function: ATP-dependent DNA damage sensor activity; ATP hydrolysis activity; DNA binding.
AUGAUCGCCGUUCGCCCUGCGGCGCCCGACAACGUGCUGCACGGCCCCAAGCAGCUCUCGCAGGAGGCGCUGCUCGCGGUUCAGCGCAGCGGCAUCACGAGCGCCCGGCGGCUCCUCUGCAUGAGCGAGCUUGAGCUGGUCGAGGCGCUCGACCUCUAUGUCAGCGACGUCCGGGCUGUCGUCGCGGCGGCGGCGGCGGUGUGCGCGCCGCCGCCGAGCACGGCGCAGCAGCUCAUGCGCGAGGCUCCGCUUCCGACGGGGCUCGCCGCUCUCGACGGCCACCUCGGCGGUGGACUGCGGCCGGGAAGCGUCACUGAGAUUGUCGGUGCGAGCGCUGUCGGCAAGACGGAGCUCUGCCUGGCGGUGGCUGCGGAGGCGCUGGUGACAGGGCACGCGCGCGGCGCCGGCGUCGUCUACGUCGACACGGAGUGCGGCUUCAAGGCGACGCGUCUGCUGCAGCUCGUCGUGCGCUCGCUGCAGCGGCGGGGCGUCCAGGCGGACCCGCACGAGCUUCUGUACCGCGUGACUGUGCUCGCGGCGGACGAGUGGGAGGGGUACGAGCAGUGCCUCUCUCGUAUUCGCGCCCUCUUCCAGGACGACACGCGCCUCGCCACCGGCCUGCUCGUCGUCGACUCGAUCGCCGCCCCCGCGCGAGCCCACUUUGAGAGGGCGCGGCUGUCGGAGCGGCAGCGGCUGCUCUCGUCGCACGCGGCGCUCUUCAAGUCGCUGGCGGAGGAGGAGGGGCUCGUCGUGCUCGUGACGAACCAGGACGAGAUGAGCGCCUGCCUCGGCACCUCGUGGGCGCACUGCGUCAACGUGCGCCUCGUGCUGCACUCGGCGGAGCAGCCGCCGGCGGCGGUGGGGGCGACACUCGCGCCGCCGAGGCGGCAGCUUCGAGUCGCAAAGGCCAACUUCUGCUCCGCUGCCAGCUUCGACCUCGACGCGACGCUGGAGGGACUCGUGCAGGCGGCGGGCUGA